Messenger RNA from Triticum turgidum subsp. durum (durum wheat), 1719 nucleotides. Lineage: Eukaryota; Viridiplantae; Streptophyta; Magnoliopsida; Poales; Poaceae. The record is from the annotation of a GenBank genome assembly.
AUGGCGCCGGCGCCGGCGGCUGAACAACCCUUGGAGCAUGAGCUGCAACAAGAGCUCUCCGGCAUCAUGAUCCAUGGCUACAUUACCGGUCUGCGCCGAGAGUUCGAGACGAAGCUAUGUGAGAAUCACAACCGUAUCAGCACACUGAGCAAGAGCUGCAAGGAAAACCUUUCCGAGGUCGCCGCUCUACGAGAUGAACUGACCGGCAUCCUGACCGAUGUGACAGCUUCAGAGUCCAGCCUGCUCCCUCCCCACAGCAGUCUCGAGAAAGCAGAGGAGACGAACUCCCUGAAGAUGAAAGAUGACAAUGACAUUCCGGACUUUUCGCUCCUGAAGCACCUGCGCGGCGAAGAGAUCACGACGUUUUUGAAGUCUGAAUGGCUCAAGCUGCGAAGGGAGCACGAGUAUGAACUGCAACAGACGACUGAAGAGCUGUUCAGGCUGAAAAGGCAUUUUGCAAAGGAUGGCGCUGUGUUGCCUUUUAGGAAAGAGAGAGAGCUUGAGCUCAUCAAAUCAAAGCUGCUUCAGACUAUCUCCAAAAUGGAUGGCAUUAUCUCGAGCAAAGAGGGCUCUGGCUCUCAUUACAAUGAGGAUGAUGAGCUAUGCAGAUUGAAGGACAGAAUUGGUUCUCUGCUCGACGAAAAUGAACGUCUCCGAGGUUUGCUGUCUGACAAAAGAAAGGAGGCUAAGCAGCUCUCUGCACAAGUAGUCGAUGCACAGAGCGAUGUCCCGCGCCACUCGCUCUCCGAGUCAAAACUCAGCAAUCAGCUUGAAGACCUGAAGAUUGAGAGCCACUUGAAAGAGCUAUUGGAACUGUCUAUAUUAAGAGAAGUUUUUGGCAGUUAUGAAAAUCAGAUUGAUGAUCACAACCAGGAGGAGUGCUUCCUCAGAGAGUUGCUUAUGGAGAAAGAAGAGCGGUUACUUACCAUGUCUGGGGAUAAACGUAAGCUCAAGUAUGAAAAUGACCAGCUUGUAUCUAUUGUAGGAUCAAAACUGGUUCAGCAUCAUGAGGAAUUCGACUUGGUUAAUGAUGAGCUUACGAUGUUCAGGGAGAAAGUGUGCGAGCAAGAGCUGCUGAUCUUGGAGUUCAAAGGCGAGGCCAGCUCGAUGAAGAGCUGUCUGGAUGAGGCCAUCCAGCAAAUCCAUGUGUGCAAGCAAGAGAUAGUUGGGCUGACUGAAAGCUUAGCUUCCAUGUCUGUUGCUUUGGAGGAAUCAAAAGAGCAAAAUGCCUUGCUCGACGCGACUAUCUGGGAAAUGAAGAGAACAGCAGCGCCACACACCGACGGUCAUAUAGGAGAUGAUGCAGGCUCCCUAGAGCAAUUCACCCUUGUUAGUAUGCAGAAAUUGUCUAAAGCAUACAGUGAUUUCGAAAGCAGAUUAACGCAAAGUAUGAAGCAAAAUGAUAUAAGGUUGACUAGAAUAAUUCGCCAGUUCAACCCACUGGUGCAGCAAGUUGCUGUACUAAAGAAGAAGGAAUUCUGGUAUAAACAAAUACUCGAGAUUAAAUGCUCGAAUCUUGAAAAAGCAGAAGCUGAGGUUGAUGUACUUGGCGAUGAAGUUGAGACCCUCUUAAGUGUUCUUGGUAAAAUCUAUAUAGCACUUGACCAUUACUCUCCUGUCCUGAAGCACUACCCUGGGGUGACCGAGAUUCUGAAUGUAGCUCAUAAGGUGUUGAAAGGAGAAAGUAUUGAGCAAUACAACACUUUGUUAAAACAUUAA